AUGGACCUGUCAACCGGCAUGCUGGAUGAGGCGCGAGCCAAGGGAUGCUAUAACGAUUUUCGGCAGAUGACUUUGGGCGAUCACCUGGAUUUCCAGUCGGGAACAUACGACGCGGUAAUCAGCGUAGGGGUGUUCACGCCGGGCCAUGCCCCACCGCAAGCGUUUGAAGAGUUGUGCCGCGUAACCAAAUCCGGCGGGCACGUGGUGUUCAGCCUGCGCCCCGAUGCCCACGUCGAACUGGGGUUCAAAGAGCAACAGGAAAAGAUGGUGGCCGACGGCGACUGGAACCUGGUAUCCGUAACCGAACCGUUUGCCGCGUUGCCCAAGGGUGAACCGGACGUCAUGCACCAGGUUUGGGUAUAUCGGGUCCCGUAG
Molecule: messenger RNA, 375 nt
Organism: Geodia barretti
Lineage: Eukaryota; Metazoa; Porifera; Demospongiae; Tetractinellida; Geodiidae
Source: the annotation of a GenBank genome assembly